AUGUCUGCAGCUAUGAUGGAAGGGACAACCCAAAUGUCCUCGGCUGCUGGACAGCCCACUCCUUCACAAUCUCGUCCUUCGCACUCUCGCCCUGCAGUAUAUCAUAGCAAACCUGCACCUUCGAAGCGCAUUGUCUCCAAAGAUCAUUCCCAGUAUCCAUCUGAACGUCCGCAACACCCAUCGCUUUUUCGUGUGAAGGGCCGAGACAAUAUGUUCACUCCGCCUCGAAUGAGUGCCGAGGUGUCGUGGCUGGGAGACCAGUCCCCGGCUCACUCUGGCCCAAGAACCCCUUCUCGCUCAUGUGAAACGCCUGAACCUGGCACUCCUACAUUGGUGAAUCCCGCAUCUGCUUUAUUGCAGGAUCUUCUCAAGGAACAACGCGCGCAUCGGAGCUCACGAGGCCCCAGUUCAGAGCAAUGGGAAGACGCUCCUCGUACUCCAGAGGGAACUCGAACACAGGACGACACUGGAUCGGAAAAGGCGCGAAAGGUAAAUGAUGUCUUUAAUGCUGGCUUGAAAAAGCCAAAAGAGAUGGCCAUUCGGGAGAUGGAUCAGUAUGUUUCGAAAAUGAACAAACUGAAUUUCGAUUUGAAACUCGAAGUCUUUUAUCGCGCCCAACAGAUGAGUGUCCUCGAAAAGAAAGUGGAGCGAAUAGAGGAGAUGGAGGAGGAACUUGCCCGAAUGCACGACCUGGAAGCUGAAGUUGAGGAGCUUCGCGCCACCGACAAAGAGAACCAGAAACUGCGAGAAUCAAACGAGCAACUCCGCAGCGAGCUUGACAAGCGAGACAUAGCAGUUACCGAGGCCGUCGAGCUCAUCUGCCAAUUGGAAUCGAAGAUUGAUGUGCUGGAAAAUGGCGGACGAGGCUCAAGAAUGAGCAUGUCACGACCAGUGACCGCGGAUGGCCCCGCAGUCUCGACACCCAAGGCCCGGACUAUGAUUGAGAUUCCAGAGAGGACCUCGUCGAAACGAAACUCCAGUAUGAUUAGUCUUCCGAGACGGCAAACUUCAUCUGAACUGCGGAAACUUUCGAAAGCACCGUCAUUCCUCCGAGCAGGUAACAAGAGCACUGCAACUCUACGGAGCCUCUAUGAACCCGAGGAAAACCAAUCGCACUCGGUAUCGAGUCGACUUACCAAGUCAAACAGCUUCAACACGAUGACAGAGCUCGAGCCCGAAUCGCCCAGAUUGAGUGUUCUCAGUGAAUGCAGUGAGCUGGAUCCGUUUGGCACACCAACGAGAUGGGACCAUUUCGAUCGGAUUGAAAUCCCAGUUCGGAAAGCACCUUCAACCACAGGCAGUCUGGAUAGCUACGUCGCUCCUGCUGAACGGGAAGAAAGUAAAGAGGGCGAGAUUGAUCGCUGGAUGCAGUCAAGUGAGGAUAUGUCCCAGACUAUCAUCACGAGGCGCAGGAACAGGGCAUCGUGUGAUGCCUCCAAGGCCGCUCUCCCUAGCCUUACAGCAGAUCUAUACUCUCAGAGGCCUCGCGGACGUGGACGAUUGGAUGCAUCGCUUUUCGGUGGCGUCAGACUUCCUCCUACUCCUGACACCAUGAGCACAACAUAUGCUAUCGGCACAAACCGCUCAAACGGCAGCAUUGCAGCCCGAAGAAGCCCGCAAGUUGAGCACGAUAUGUGCUUCCCUGGUAGACGGCUGGAUCGUCCACGCUCAGCAGAUGAAAUGACCGCAAGUCGCCCAAGCUUCGAUGGGAGUGAGGUCACCGACAGUAUGCAGAUCAAUUGCAGUGAUACCCCACGCCUUAGCCAAAUGACUCUUGAAUCGCCUACUAUUCUGCCCGCCUUCAACACUGUCUCUUCCAAAGCUAGCGAGCUUCUUGGACCUGGAAGCCCUAACAACCCUGGUAUUGAAAGCUUCGCAAGUCUACAACGCACGCCGAAGCAAGAAUCGACUCCUACAAUCAAACGCGUCCGCAGCCCAGUCAAGGCCAUGACACCAGAACCCCAGUCAAAGGACGAGGCAUCACCACCACUGACACCACAAGACUGGGUCGCAGCCGCAAAGCAAGGUCCACGCUCCCGGAAGGAGAAGCCGCGCGGGACAGGACUCGAAAUCCAAGAGACACAGUUAUCGCCCGGCAAGGCAACAAUAAACCAAGCCGCCUUUAACGACACCAGCAGCAUAAUCUCAGCCAUAAGCAGCGAGCCUGAAGUCCCAGGCAUCCCAACGCUAGACAUGAACACCCUCGACAUCCUCGAACAACCCCUGGAACUCUCCCAAGCCGAAUCCCAACCAGAGCCCGAAUCCCGUCGACGCCUAAGCUUCCGGCCCCCAUUCUUUAGCCGCUCAAGCAACAACGGUCCACGAUCCCUUCAAGCAUCCCCAAUCCCAAAUGACCUCGAUGAAGACGACGAAGACGGAGCCCCAUCACCCAUAAUCCCUAAAACAAGAAAUACGGGCGGUGUAUCGCGCAGACCAAUGUCUCAAAUCCUCAUUGAUUCAAGUGAUGUAUACAACAACAAAUCGCUACCUUUACCCCGAGACGGACCAACCUACGCCCGACCCCAAACCUUCCGCUCAAAUGGCCUCCCACCCUCCUUCACAGAAUCAGCACUAAACAGCCACACAACUUCAGCCACGAUCUCCGGCCGCCCGUCUACAUCCAACGGUCUCGGUCCAGCAACAGAGCACAAACGUCGCAGCUCGCUCGGUAUCUUCGGCUGGAUGAAGGGGAAAGCCCUCUCUAGUACCGGUACGGAUAAAGCGGCUGAUACAGCGAAAGAACCACGCACGCUUUCUAGAUUGGUUUAUGAGAGUGGUGAUGGAACUGGAGAGCCUCGUGCCUUGACGCCUGAUUCGUUUGAUUCACCUACUACUUUUGUAAGGCCGCAUUCUGAGAUGGAGAUUCUCCAGGGGGAUUAUGGGAGGAGGCCUAGGUAUAUGGGGCGCAGGGCGAGGAGGGGGUAA
Messenger RNA from Penicillium canescens, 2925 nucleotides. RefSeq lists its product as uncharacterized. The transcript has 4 exons. The record is from RefSeq and is a predicted model, not a curated record. NCBI's taxonomy places the organism in Eukaryota, Fungi, Ascomycota, Eurotiomycetes, Eurotiales, Aspergillaceae. Bases 1 to 2925 code for a protein of 974 amino acids.